This is a messenger RNA of Pseudomyrmex gracilis, 4572 nucleotides long. RefSeq names its product neurogenic locus notch homolog protein 3-like. The record is from RefSeq and is a predicted model, not a curated record. The coding region runs from base 431 to 4327 and encodes 1298 amino acids. Gene Ontology annotation, biological process: cell-matrix adhesion. Gene Ontology annotation, cellular component: basement membrane; extracellular region. Gene Ontology annotation, molecular function: serine-type endopeptidase inhibitor activity. NCBI's taxonomy places the organism in Eukaryota, Metazoa, Arthropoda, Insecta, Hymenoptera, Formicidae. The transcript has 8 exons.
CGCGCUCAUACGUCAGUAGCAUCGUGCAUCGGCAGUAGGGCCCUAAGAAUUCUAGAAGGGGGUCAUUAUACGAGGCCACUGAACGUGGCAAAUCCAGCCAGGAUACGAUCGUCGUUCGGCGCGAGUUGAACGAAACGUGCGCGAGGAUCGCUCGAAAGUGACGUCGCCGUCAGUCGUUGUCUUUGUUGUCAUCCGUCGUUUGUUCGUAAAUGAAUUAAACGGCAACUGCUUCACAAACGGUGCAGUUUCAACGCGUCGUUCUCUUUUUCUUUUUUUUUUUUUUUAUGCAAAUAAAGUGCGUUCUCGAGAGAAAGGAUUAAACACACAGAAGUUCCGGUUCCACGGGAAUUUAUUCGUGUCACGUUCUUCGGAAACAACAAACACAAUUGAGAUAUAGUGGUCAACUUAAAAAUUACUUGAUGCGCUGAGGAUGCGCCGUGAGUUCUGCAACGGUAGGCUUGCCUGCGCCGUUGUGUGGGUGUCGUCGAUUUGCCUGCUGCUCUCGUCAUCCGCGGCGACCGCGGAGUCGCCACGAACGGUCACCGGUCGAUGUCCGUUUCUUGACGAGCGGAACGUGUGUCCGUCGAGAGCACCGGCCUGCAAGAAUGAUCUUCAAUGUCAAGGCGAAGUGAACGAGCGGUGCUGCAAAACCGUGUGCGGCUUUCGCUGCGUGCCAGGCGAACUGACCGGAUGCGAGCAACUUGCUCAGGCAGCUGUGAGACGAUCGCGAGCCCUCGGUGUCCGGGACCCGUCGCAGUUCGUGCCGCAGUGCAACAACGUAACCGGCGAAUUCGAGAGAAUACAGUGCGACCAGCGCAAUUGUUGGUGCGUCAACGAGCUCGGUAUCGAGAUUCCCGGUACCAGAGCGACCAGCAAAGAUGCGAUUGAUUGUGACAAACCUCGCGCAUGUCCGACUCACAGCUGCAGGAUGCUUUGUCCCUUGGGAUUUGAGAUUAACGAGAGCACCGGAUGUCCCAAAUGUGAAUGUCGAGAUCCCUGUCGCGGUGUCAUCUGUCCGGGGACCGGACAAAUGUGCGAACUGAUCGACGUGAGCUGCGCGCGACCACCGUGUCCUCCAGUACCCAGUUGUCGAAAGGCCAAGUCUUUGUCGACCAUCUGUCUGAUGGGCGAGCCGCUGCAGAUCAUCGAUUCACCGCGACCGUUUCUCUGCGGCGUCACGCCGGGCAAACCGACGUGUCCGCCGAUGUACAGUUGUCAGGUGGAACCCAAACAAGAAUACGGGGUCUGUUGUCCGUCCGUCUUGAACCUGCAACGCGUAGGCACUUGUCCUGCUGCGGAAGAAUCGAUCGCGGACACGUGCGGGACCAGCUGUCGAUACGAUCUCGAUUGUCCUGGGCCCCAAAAGUGCUGCAGUAAUGAGCGUUGCGGUGGUAACGUAUGCACGAUACCCCAGGGUCUCAGUGUAUGUCAUCAUGAUCGCAUGCUCGCCGAGAUAUUGAGCGUCUCCGAAAGACAAGGUCGCGGCUACAUUCCUCAAUGCACAGAAGAUGGAGAUUUCGAGAUUAGACAGUGUUCGAGGAACGGUCUCGUGUGCUGGUGCGUGGACAGCGAGGGCCGAAAGAUAUCCGGUUCGAUGGGUCCGGCUGAUAAGGUUGAUUGUAAGUCAGUGAACAAGGCGCGCUCGCUUUCGGUGUCUUGCGUUCCUCAUCAGUGCGCUCAAGUCUGUCAGUAUGGUUUCAAAACGGACGCUUCUGGUUGCUCGACUUGCGAAUGUGACGAUCCGUGCGAGAGAUUUCCUUGUCCAGAGGGACAAGAGUGCAUUCUAAAACGAGAGGACGGCUGUUCCGAUUUUCUGUGCCCAACGAAACCGGAAUGUAAGCCCAAAAAGACUUAUACGAGUCCUUGUCUGUUCAGCACACCGCUAAUGGAUCAAAAUGGAAAUGCUGCGAUUUGUUCCGCUAACGAACCUUGUCCUGACGGCCACAAAUGCGUAUUAGUACCAGAAGCCAAUCAAUCGGUGUGUUGCGCGGAAGAAUCAAGUCCCACCGACAAGGCACCGACAAUGUGCCAAUAUCUGAGGGAUUUCAACGAUCGCAUGGAAGGUACAAGAGAGGGAAUGUCUCUGGCCAUUCCGGCGCCUCAGUGCGAGCAGGACGGUAGUUACAAGUCGCUGCAAUGUUACAACAACACAGGUUACUGCAACUGCGUCAACCACCGCGGCGUAAUUCUGAAGACCGGGCUGGAUCCCGCCGCGUCAGACACGUGUAACGCCAUAAAAAAACUCACGCGAUUUUGCGAGCACGUGUACUGCAAUCUGAUCUGUCCGUACGGCUACGAGGUUGAUGCGAACGGCUGCGAGCAGUGCCGUUGCUACGAACCGUGUCGCGACAUCACCUGUGGCCCGCACGAAACCUGCACUAUGAUCGACGUGAACUGCGGUCCGGACCAAUACUGUCCGGCGGUACCGGCAUGUCUUACAACUAAGCCGGGCCAGUGCCCGUAUCUCGUGCCGAGCUCGUCGAGCUGCGAAUUGGAAUGCAGCAACGAUCAGGAAUGUCCUUUCGGAGAGAAAUGCUGCUCAACCGGUUGCGGCACGCAAUGCGUAGCCCCUGUUAUGGCCACGGCCUGCCAGCAUGCUCGCGCGCUUGCAGAACACGCUGCCAGAGAAUCCGGCGAGCCCGCAAGAAGGAUCUACAUACCUAGAUGCGACGUUGACGGCGCGUUCGAGCCGGUGCAAUGUCACAACGGCAUGUGUUGGUGCGUGGACGAGGAAGGCAACGAAGCGGCAGGCACUCGGGUCCUCGAAGGAAUUGUACCGCGAUGUACCAUGCCCUUGAGGUGUCCAGAAACAAACUGUAAUCUCGACUGUCCGAGCGGCUUUGAGUUGGACGCGGACACCGGUUGUCCAACGUGCUCGUGCCGCGACCCGUGCAAGAUUGUGACUUGCCGCGGAGAGAACGAAGCCUGUAGAAUGGUUGAGGUGGCGUGUAGCGCACCGCCAUGUCCUCCCGUGCCCGUUUGCUUGCCGAAGAAGGAUAAUCCAUGUCCAAACGGUUCGCCGUUGCUCGAUCAGGACGGCUCGGUUGCCACUUGCGGUCCCCACGGUCGCCAGUGCCCAUCCACUCACAAAUGCGAGUUGUCGCCGCUAGACGAGUACGCGGUAUGUUGUCCAAAACCGCGCGAGGUAUGUUCAGAACCGCCCAAAAAAGUACCCUGCAAUCUCAGCGCGGGUGUUAACGAAACCGAACGGUGGUUCUUCGAUUCGGAACACAACGAGUGUCAGCGUAAGCUUGAGUGUACUUCUGGCCACAACGACUUCUCGAGCCGACCGGAAUGCGAGACCGUAUGUCCCGUUCUGUCGCAAUGUGAGAUGUUGCGGGAGAAAAACUUGAAGAAAUCCCAAAGGCUGAAACAACCCACGUUUCUACCUAAAUGUAAUCCCGAUAACGGGAUGUGGGAACCGGUACAGUGUCUGGAGCACGUUGGUAUCUGUUGGUGCGUUAAUCGCAAAGGACAGCCGGUCAAGGGUUCGCUAAUCAGAGGCGCCGAGCCUAAAUGUAACUUCCGACAGGCUAGACGAAACAACAGAAUAUCGCAAUCGCAAGAACUGGAUGAGAUUCAAGCAAUCAUGAAGGAUUUGCUUGAAGAGAACGACGAACAGCGUACGGAAAAGAUUUUAGAUACGAGAUGUCGCGCGAUGAGGAACAAGGGUCAGUUAGCAGCUAUGUGCGACUCCGAAGGCAGAUUCGAGCCUACGCAGUGCGUCGACGACACUUGCUGGUGCGUCGACGAAGCUGGCAAUCAAGUAGCCGGUUCCGAGCCGUUUCUCAAGGGAACGAAUAUUUGCUUGCCUACAUCGGUCGAAGCUGUUGAGGUGACAUUACGAUUUCCCGGUCACUUUCUUGCCACAGACGAGGCGCUGUUCGCCAGAGAGGUGAAAGCUUUUCUUCACGAGCUCGGCGCGAAGCUUCGGGAAGACGUGAAGGUAGAGAUCACGGAAGAUUCGGCGAUCCUGAGAUUCGAAAUUGUCGGUGCGAACAAAGUGGACGUGGCGUUUCAUUUGGAGGAACUCGUGCGAAUCCAAAAGCUGUUCAUGCUGGGUUCAUCGGCGGACGCGACAACCUCGCGCUUCACGCAUCAUUCCGCUCCCGCGGAAAUGAUGAAGAACGACGAGAUUGUCGCUGUGGAGCAACGCGAGAUACUUACGCAAACGGAAACGCCGCUCUAUCAAACAACGAUGUUUUUCUUCGUGGCUGGAAGUGCUUUCAUUGUCAGCGGUCUUGUUAUUUUGCUGAUGCUUUAUCGUAAGAAAGUAAAAAUAUGCAAAGAUUCAGUGCCGUUUGUAUCUCAAACUGCUCUGUUAUAGUCUCAAGACUGUAUCAGUCUCGACUCUUUUAUUAUGUUAGAACUUUUUAUACUGUAUUUAUUAUAUAAAGUUACAAAAUAUCAAUUACAUAUUGAAGUAAUUGUUUUCUUUGAAAAUCGACGUUCUUUAAACGAUAAUUAUAUCUGAGAGUGUAAAUUGUAAAUACAUAUUUUAAGUAAAAGACGAAAAAAAAGAAUUGCAAUAUUUGCAAUAUUUAACUGCACUAACGAUCACAAUAAAACGUA